Messenger RNA from Sebastes umbrosus (honeycomb rockfish), 3216 nucleotides. It is a transcript of the gene clk2a, whose product is annotated as CDC-like kinase 2a. Lineage: Eukaryota; Metazoa; Chordata; Actinopteri; Perciformes; Sebastidae. The transcript is spliced from 13 exons. Bases 228 to 1853 code for a protein of 541 amino acids. Gene Ontology annotation, molecular function: protein tyrosine kinase activity; ATP binding. Gene Ontology annotation, cellular component: nucleus. Gene Ontology annotation, biological process: protein phosphorylation; regulation of RNA splicing. The record is from RefSeq and is a predicted model, not a curated record.
ACUGAGGCUGUAUCACACUGAGGCUGUAUCACAGUGAGGCUGCAGGGAGGCGUUAGCGCCGCCAGUCUGAACCAGAACGAGCCGUUACCACUGAAGGCUGCUGGCUGCUCGCUAGUAGCAACAACACAGCAUUAGUCGUCGGGCUAGCAACAACAUUAAAGAGGGGAAACUGGAUCGCCAUCACGGAUUUCUUGUGGGACAAACGCACAGGCCUCGCUGCUAAAACGAUGCCUCACACUAGACGGUACUCGUCUUCGGACAGAGAUAGCCGAAGCAGUUACCAAGACCGUUACCGAGACCGAGACAGAGACAGAGGACGAAGACACCGGCACAGACGAUCGCCUUCUUUCUCCUCCAGCAGUGACAGAGAGAGAGACAGAGACAGAGACCGGGACCGGGACCGAGACAGAAGGGGGCGAGGACAAAGACAGGAAGGAAGCUUUGUACGAUCAAGGAGUCGUAGCUUUGACAAUCGCUCUACGGAGCACCGGCCAUUUGACCGCAGAUACUGCGAGGGAUACAGACGCUUGGAUCAGAGCCGAGAUCAAGACCGCGACAGAGAAAGGGAGCCACAUGGAGCAGCUGAAAGCUACUAUCCACGCGACUUCUCCCCAAACGUGUAUGACUACCGACGUGGCCGCGAGAGGGAGCGCGAACGAGAAGAGUCGUACCGGCGGAAAGGCAGCAGGCGUAAGCACAAACGAAGGCGGCGUAGAACCAGGUCCUAUAGCCCAUCCUCCUCGCGGAGCGACAGCCGGACGCGGGCACUGAGUGUGAGGGACGACGAGGAAGGGCACCUGAUCUGUCGGAGUGGGGACGUCCUGCAAGAGAGAUAUGAGAUUGCCAGCACUUUGGGGGAAGGCACCUUUGGGAGGGUGAUGCAGUGCAUCGACCUUCGCAGGGGAGGAGCCUCAGUUGCUCUGAAAAUAAUCAAAAAUGUGGAGAAGUACAAGGAAGCAGCUCGCCUGGAGAUAAAUGUACUAGAGAAGAUCAAUGAAAAGGACCCUGAUAACAAAUUCCUGUGUGUACAGAUGUAUGACUGGUUCGACUACCACGGUCACAUGUGCAUCUCCUUUGAGCUGCUAGCUCUCAGCACCUUCGACUUUCUGAAGGAAAACAACUACCUGCCCUACUCAAUUGGUCAGGUCAGACACAUGGCCUACCAAAUCUGUCUCGCUGUGAAGUUUCUCCAUGACAAUAAGCUGACACACACAGACCUAAAGCCUGAGAACAUCCUAUUUGUCAACUCCGACUUCACAAUGUCUUUCAAUGUAGAGAAGAAGCGAGAAGAGCGGACGGUUAAGAGCACGGCAGUACGUGUGGUGGACUUUGGCAGCGCCACUUUUGACCACGAGCACCACAGCACCAUUGUGUCCACGCGGCAUUAUCGUGCCCCUGAGGUCAUACUAGAGCUGGGCUGGAGCCAUCCCUGUGACGUGUGGAGCAUUGGCUGUAUCCUGUUUGAGUACUAUCUGGGCUUCACCUUGUUUCAGACUCAUGACAACAGGGAGCAUUUGGCCAUGAUGGAGAGAAUCCUGGGACCAGUGCCCUCUAGGAUGAUUCGUAAAACGAGGAAGCAGAAGUAUUUCUAUCGUGGCCGUCUGGACUGGGACGAGAGCUCCUCAGCGGGGAAAUACGUCAGAGAAAACUGCAAACCCUUGCGGCGGUACUUGCUGUCGGAGGCGGAGGAGCACCACCAGCUGUUUGACCUCAUUGAAAGCAUGUUGGAGUACGAGCCCUCCAAGAGGCUGGUGCUGGCCGACUCCCUCAAACACCCUUUCUUUGAGAACGGGGCGAUUGGCGAGGCAGGGAGCAGCAAGAGCUGGGAGGGCAACCGGGACAUCAGCCGGUGACCCGUGAGCCUCCAAAGACUGAAUGACAGAGGAGAUCAAGUCUUUUAUAUAUGGAGCAGGUGAACUGUUAAAUUAAAACGGGGGCUUUGGAUGUUUUCUGUCGUUUGUCAUUAAAGCAUGGACACCUUAACUUCUUGCUCCUCCACCCUGCCCCUCUGACGUCCACCUCUGCAGCCACAGGAGGCAUGUUUUUGCAGCAGAGAGACCAAAAAUAACCCACAAAGGACUGGAAAAGAGUUGAAAAGAGUUCCUAGCUGUCACAGCCUCAACAGAGGACAAAAAUCUCACAUGGAAGAUUGUUUGUACCCCAAAGUAGCCCUCUAUGCAGCUCCUGUCUUCCUUUCGACUUCUGAACUACCUUCCGUCCGUCCGUCUAUUAUUUUCAUCAGCAUGUAAAGAAAAUAAUUCACCUUUAUACGGAAAUAAGCACUACAAAACCGGUUACACAAACCUCAGUUUUGGAGAAGAAAUGUCUUCCUAUUCUGAAGUCUGAGGAAAGGCUAAAAGGGAGAUAGAGCUGUAUAUGCAGCGCAAGUCCUCACCCACAUAAUUCUAAACAUGGAGACAUGCAAGAUAUUCUGUUAUGCUAACAUCAAAUCAUUCAAAUUGAAUAUCACAUUUCCUUGGAAAGUGCAAGUAUCUCCAGCAGAGGAGUGUCUCAAGUUUUUUGUUUACAUUUUUGUUAAGUGAGCACUUGCUUUGCAUAUUAUUUUUCAUGUUUCUGUUUUUACAUCUGAAAGGAUUAUCCCUAAUAUGGAGACUCUUGCCCUUAAUCUUGGGUCUGUUAUUAUUCGCCAGUGAUGAGAUAAUAAUGGUGAUGGACACUCCACACACACAGGCCCCCUGUGGCCUGUCUUAUUGAUAGACAUGUUUGUUACGUUAUGCAAUGCUUUCUGGGUGUGAGUGAGUGAGUGUGUGUGAGCGCGUGUGUGUGUGUAGGGGUGGGAAGGUGUGGGUGACAUGUUAAUAUUACUGUUUUGCUGAGUGACUCUGUAGUAGUUCAGCAUUAGUCAUGGGAACACUCUGGCAUACUUUUAAACACAUAAAACAUAAACUGCCUUUUCCAUGUGUGAUUUGGUGCGACCUGAAGUCUCUCUAUUGAGGUUAAGCACACAGCUGGUGGUAGCCACACACAACUCCUGUUGCCGCUAUUUAUUUUGAGUUCCAAUAGGUCAUAAUGUCCCCCCCCACCCACCUGUACAUGACUUGUUUUUUUUUGUAUUAAAUGAAAGCGUAUAAAACUGUAUAUAUGUAAGAUUGUGUAGAAUUAAAGUUAAGUCCUCCUUACCAAAGGCUUAUGGUGCUCUGGGUAUCGGUUCAGGCCUCUGGUAGCUAAAGGGAGGCGUUCUGUCUUUAAAUACCA